AUGUCCCCUCCAGCAUCGGCCGCGACGGCGAGUGAAAGCAGCGCGACCACCGUCUUCGAGGAGGACACCAGGGAGGAGCAAAGACCCCAGAAGCAGUCGCUGAGCAAGUCCCUGUGCCGGGAGAGUUUUUGGAAAUGCCUGCUCUUAUCCGUCCUCAUGUACGGUUGCAUGGGAGCGAUGGUCUGGUGUCACGUCACCAAGGUGACCCGCCUCACCUUCGACAGCGCCUUCAAAGGGAAAUCCAUGAUGUACCAUGACAGCCCCUGCUCGGAUGGCUACAUCUACAUCCCCCUGGCCCUGCUGGGCAUGCUCUACUUGGUCUACCUCGUGGAGUCCUGGCACUGCCACGCGAAGAACGAGCUGCAGCACAAGGUGGACGCGGAGGGCAUCUACGAGCGAAUCGAGAGGAUGCAGCAGGCCAAACCCUGCAUCUGGUGGAAGGCCUUCAGCUACCACUAUGUCCGCCGGACGCGGCAAGUCACGCGCUACCGCAACGGAGACGCGUACACCAGCACCCAAGUUUACCACGAGCGCGUCAACACCUACGUGGCGGAGGCCGAGUACGACUACGCCCACUGUGGCGUCAAAGACGUGUCCAAGCAGCUGCUGGGCUUGGAGAAGUCCGCCCUCACGAAGAUGCGCUUCACCAAGUGCUUCAGUUUUGCCAACGUGGAGUCCGAGAACUCCUACCUCACGCAGCGGGCGCGUUUUUUCACCGACAAUGAGGGCCUGGAUGACUACAUGGAGGCCAGGGAGGGCAUGCACCUGAAGAACAUCGACCUGAAGGAGUACGUCAUGGUGAUGUCUGACCCGGAGCGCCACCCUUGGUACCUCUCCCGCUACGUCUUCUGGUUGGCCUCGGUCCUCACUUUCUCCUGGCCUCUCAGAGUCUUCACCGAGUAUCACACUGCCUACGUCCACUACCGCGUCGAGAAGCUCUUCGGGCACGAUUACCUCCCCGCCGCGACCCCGGGCGACGAUCGUCCGUAUUGGCGCCGCAUCCCUCGCGUCAACACCAUCGACAGCACCGAGCUGGAGUGGCACAUUCGGUCCAACCAGCAACUGGUGCCCAGUUACUCCGAGGCCGGCCUGAUGGACCUGGCCCAGUGCCCCUCGAGCUUCAGCGGUUCUCGUCAGAACUGCGAGCGCUGCCACCGAGCCGUCAGCUGCUCCUCGGUGUUCUCCAGGAGCGCCCUCAGCGUCUGCACCGGCGCCAGCUCCCGGAUCCCCUUCAGCGGCAGCCGCUUCUCGUUGGCGCGGCACUACGGCUCCCAGCACAGCUGCUUCUGGCGGAGCGGCAGCUUGGACGACCAGGAGAGCCCCGGGGAAAACACCCGCUGUCUGUCGGAGCGCCUCAGCACAGGCGACGAGGGCCCGCCGGACUACGAGGACUCGCUCUGCUACCCGGUGCUCAUCGUCCACUGUAGCGAGAACUGCCACAACCACAGGUCCUUCCACAGAAACGCCUCCUGCGUGGAGACUUCCUUGUGA
This is a messenger RNA of Pseudoliparis swirei, 1491 nucleotides long. RefSeq names its product transmembrane protein 151Bb (gene tmem151bb). Lineage: Eukaryota; Metazoa; Chordata; Actinopteri; Perciformes; Liparidae. The record is from RefSeq and is a predicted model, not a curated record. The coding region runs from base 1 to 1491 and encodes 496 amino acids. The transcript is spliced from 2 exons.